UUCAGGAAGUGACGCAGUGGAGGUAAACAGAAACAGCAGGGACCAGCAGCAGUUGUCCUCCUGUCAACCAGCGGAUAUUCAGUGUUUUGAACGCAGUUCCGGAGUCCAGACGUUUUGUUGUGCCUUCCACCAUGUCUCCUUUACUGCCAGACAGAGCCAGUCUGACCGCUUCUGCGCUGUGUGCUGCCGUGCUGCUGCUUGCUAGCUUAGCUGGCCACGGGGAAUGCCAAUCAACUGCAUCGCCGGGUGUCCGAUGUUCCACCUACAAGAACUGUGACGGCUGCGUUCCACAUGCCAAGUGUCUUUGGUGUUUUGCCACCAACAACUGCACAGAUUACCCCGUGACCUGGUUGCUGCCUCCGGCAUCGCUGUGCCCGCUGUCCCAGGCCCGAUGGGGAGUGUGUUGGCUAAACUUUGAAGCCCUGAUCAUUGCGCUCGCAGUGGUGGCCGGAACCAUCCUGAUCAGCAUCAUGUUCUGCUGCUGCUGCUGCUGCUGCAAGACCCGUCGAUCAGGAUGGCCCGACAGAGAUGAGGAGAGGUUUGUCAGGAGGAGAGAGGAGAUCAGACAGCGCGCUGAAGAACGGAAGGUGGAGAGACAGACGAGACACGACGAGAUCCGGAGAAAAUACGGUCUGAUGGGGGACUCGGACCACCCCUACAGCAAGUUUGAGAACGAGUGAAGCAGCUGUGCUGGAGGACUGAGCUGCUCUCAUGUUUUCACUUUUAGCUUGAAUUGCCGCCUUUUUUCCCCCAUUUGACCCAAACCCUGAUGUUAAUGAUGCAGACUACAGCUGUACAGACCUAGAUCCGAUCACAAUCUCCACUUCACACAUGUUCAACAAUCACAAACCUGACAGGAGAGCAUUCUGCUUCUGAUUUGCUGUCUAGCUGCCUGUAAGGACUCAUGUUUUGUCCAUGAUGAAUAUGAAACUUGUUUUUAGAUUUUCUCCUAAUUUCUUGUGUUCAGAAAUGUUUUGUCUUUUUAAAUAUCCUACUUUCACAGCGGUCUUCGCACUUUGUACAUCUAGAAAUUACACAAUUGAAACACUGGCGUGUUCACAUAAAGAAAAGUUGUGUAAUACA
Molecule: messenger RNA, 1083 nt
Organism: Girardinichthys multiradiatus
Lineage: Eukaryota; Metazoa; Chordata; Actinopteri; Cyprinodontiformes; Goodeidae
Product: pituitary tumor-transforming gene 1 protein-interacting protein
Exons: 7
Coding region: 132-680 (182 amino acids)
Biological process (GO): protein import into nucleus
Cellular component (GO): cytoplasm; nucleus
Source: RefSeq, a predicted model, not a curated record